Messenger RNA from Blepharisma stoltei, 1496 nucleotides. NCBI's taxonomy places the organism in Eukaryota, Ciliophora, Heterotrichea, Heterotrichida, Blepharismidae. The record is from the annotation of a GenBank genome assembly.
AUGUCACUAAUCGGCACUUUUAUUCCAAAGAAAAAACGACAAGCACUAGUAAAAGAUCUCCGCUCAACUCACUUCUCUUUCGGCUACCGCUCCAAUUCAACUUUUGAAAAUCCUAACAAAUCUUUUACAAUUUCUCAAUCUCAAGAAAAAUUAAUUCCAAUUUCUCAAGAAUCAAGUGUAAAUCUUGGACGCAGUAAAAGUGUCACAAAAAGUGUUUCAGCUGCAGCUUUUACUCCUAAAACACCUUCAAAAAUAUAAUAUAUCUUAUUAAAUAAUUUAUAUUGGUUAUGAUGAUACAAUUUUAUAUAGUGUGACUUCUAUAAAUAAGUAUAAAAAAUUUUCAAGAAAUUCAAAAUAACACACACCACUUUACUCUAGGCAAUUAUUCAGGAGAAAAUAACAUAGAGGAAGCUGGAAAAAGUCCUUGCUCGCCGUUCAAUACAAGCUUUGAAAUUGAAGCCGCAAAAAGCCAUAUAAGAAACGAAAACAACAGUUCUGUUGUUUUGGGGAAUAAUUAUAUUAAGCCUAUUUCAAUUUUCCAAUCGGAUUUUGCUGAUAAAAAAUUUGAGAAAAAUAAAAAUUUACUUGAAGAUUUUAAGAAAUUUAUGGAUAAAAAUCAUUUUGAGGUAGGAAAAGAAAAAUGAGAAUACACUACAAGUAUGACUGAUAUGAACAAAGACAUUUCAGCUGGGGUAAAAGCAGAUAUUUUGAGGCUAAACGAAAAUAUUUAUAUAGGAGGAGUUAAGUUAAAGCCAGAAUUAUACAAAACGAGUCAGAAAAACGAUUUUCAAGGUAAAAUUAAUGAGACACCUAACCCAUCUUUUUCACAUAAGGAUAUUUUUUCUAACAGUUUUAAACUGGGAUAUCACAAAAAAUCAUCAAGAUCUUCAAAUUUCGAAUCUGUUCCAAUUGAUCUAUCAUUUCAAACUGAAAAUUAUAUAAAAAAUAAACAAAAAUGUGGAAAAUCGCAUGUAAAGCUGGGAAUAGACUCUAUAAAUUUAAACAGCACUUAUGCUCAAACUCACAGCUUAUUAAGCACUUCUCAAACAACUCCAGCAGGAAAUGGAAAAUCAAGUGUUUUGCUAGGCACUGACCCUUCUGCCUUUGCUUCUCUUUAUUCCAGCUCUUUUCAUCCUAAAAGUUGCUGUCAAGUAGAAAACCCAAACAUAAAGCCUAAAACCUUUAGCCAUAUCACCCUUGGAGCUUCUCCCAAUAAUUCCCAAUAUAUGACUGUAAAUAAAAGUUACACUCGAUUGACAGGUAUUUCUAAUAAUAAUACUCUAAAAAUAGAAGAUCAAAAGAAGGGAUCCCAUUUUCAAUUUGGAAACGACCCGAUAAAAUAUGAAACCACAAAUAAUCUCGAUUUUAAUAUAAAAAUAACCAAGCCUGAAAUUUCAAUUUUCCAAAGAAAAAACAUUGAAAAAAGCAAGAAACCAGGAGAUUUUGAGACUGUUAACCAAAAAGCUUAUAAAUGGAUAACUCCAGUACCUGAGUAA